AUGUUCGAGGACGAGACGACGCUGACAUGGACCGGGUUCUUCGCGUUCGUCGCCGUCGCGAUGAGCGUGACGCAGAUCAUCAUGCACCUGCACCGGUACACGCAGCCCGCGCACCAGCGGUUCAUCAUCCGCGUGAUCUUCAUGGUGCCAACCUACGCGCUGUGCUCGUGGUUCUCCCUCGUCGAUCGCGACGCGUCGCUCUACCUCGAGACGUUCCGCGACUGCUACGAAUCGUGGGUCGUGUACAACUUCCUGUCGCUGUGCCUCGCGUACGUCGGCGGGCCCGGGAACGUCGUCAACCGGCUGGGCGGGAAGGAGAUCGUCCCUUCGUGGUGGCACGCCACGUGUUGCCUCCCCAGGAUGCACGUGGACGGACCGUACAUUCGCGCGUGCAAACGCGGCGCCCUUCAGUUUGUCUUCCUCAAGCCCAUCCUCGCGAUGCUGACGCUCAUCCUGACGUGGUGCGGCGUCUACGGCGAUCAAGAGAUCAAAGGCGACAAGGCGUACCCGUACAUCGCGUUCGUGUAUAACUUGUCGUACACCGUCGCGUUGUACUCGCUUUUGCUGUUUUACCUCGGCGCGCACGAGCUCCUGCAGCCGUACAAACCACUCCUGAAGUUCGUCUUGGUCAAGGCGGUCAUCUUCCUGACGUUCUGGCAGUCGAUCCUAUGCGCGAUUCUCGUGAGCGAUGGCGUCUUGAAGGAUGGGAAGGAUGGCCGCGCGUUGCAAAACGUUUUAAUUUGCGUCGAGAUGAUCAUCGCCGCGCCGAUGAUGUUGUUCGCGUUUCCGUCGACGCCGUACGCGGACUCGAGCAAGAUGCACGGGAUAUCGUUGAAGAACAUCGGGCACGCCAUCUCGCUAAACGACGUCGUGUCCGACACCGUGCAUCAGUUCGCGCCGACGUACCAGGAGUACGUCCUGCACGGCACCGAGGGCGGCGCGGCGAGGAAGUACCGCAUGAAGACGCACGUGUUGAUGGGGCAAGAGAUG
This is a messenger RNA of Micromonas pusilla CCMP1545, 990 nucleotides long. RefSeq lists its product as uncharacterized. Gene Ontology annotation, biological process: transport. The transcript has a single exon. The annotation marks the transcript as partial. The record is from RefSeq and is a predicted model, not a curated record. NCBI's taxonomy places the organism in Eukaryota, Viridiplantae, Chlorophyta, Mamiellophyceae, Mamiellales, Mamiellaceae. Gene Ontology annotation, molecular function: transporter activity. Gene Ontology annotation, cellular component: membrane.